This is a messenger RNA of Cladophialophora bantiana CBS 173.52, 2205 nucleotides long. RefSeq lists its product as uncharacterized. The transcript has a single exon. NCBI's taxonomy places the organism in Eukaryota, Fungi, Ascomycota, Eurotiomycetes, Chaetothyriales, Herpotrichiellaceae. The coding region runs from base 1 to 2205 and encodes 734 amino acids. The record is from RefSeq and is a predicted model, not a curated record.
AUGGGUGGCGGUCAAAGAUUCCAUCUGCCGUCUCUGAAACGAACAAAACCCAACGCUCCCCAGCAAGGCUGGCAGCCAGAAGGAAAUGAACAUAAAGUGCAGCAUCUACUUGGGAUCACUGAGACUGAUUUGAACACGGCGCGGAACCAGAGCAUAAGCUCUUCGGCUACUGCGAAGUUGCCGGCGUUGUCGUUUUCCGAUGCCACCACCGAGUUGGGUUCUUCUCAUCCUCCGACAGAGCAGCUGGAUGCAGGUGUAGACCUUCAUUUGAAGGCGUCUUCUGUAUUGCUGCACGAAGAGUUCCUGCUCAAGGCAGACGUUGCCGGCUCAACCGAUUCCAAGCGGCUCAAGACAUACGGCUCGUCCUCUACGAUUAACUCUUACUACGAUGCUUACCAGGCGCCGUUAGCCGUCUCGCAGCAGACUUCAGAAUCCUCCAGGCGGGACUUCGCUUUGCGAAAAGGUGCCCCGGUUGUUGUCAAGUCCAUGACCCCUGACAAGGACUCCCUGCGUCAAUUGAAACUUUUUCGUCUCACCAAAAGUGAGGAUAAGCCAGGAACGAAGAAGCCCACGAAACAGAGUCCUCAGCCUGGAGACCCUACUGUAACGAUGUUAUUCGGCGGCCAGCGUCCGGCGAGGCCCUCCGACCAGACUGGGACGACAAGGCUCUUACACCACAAUCAUCACUCCAAAACGCAGAAAGGGGUCCGCUUCCAAUCUCUCAAUGCAGAGAGAACGAAAUCGUCUGGUAUUUCCGCCUCUCGACAAGAAACUCCAUACGUGAAGGUGAAUAUCAGACGGCCAAAAGCGGGGGCGAAGCAUUGGUUCGAUGGACUGGAAGGUGACAGCAGCGAUGAUGAAAGUGUCCAUGAACCUGAGUUGCAGCCAAGCUUCGUUGCAGGAAUGGAAAUGGCUUUCGAAGGUGGCAGGAUUGGUCUGAUUCCAAAGGAGGGAGCUCGCAUCACGACCCAUACAUCUGAGACAUCUAGCCGAGGCACGAGCUCAAGAGCGCCAUCCAGCCAUUUGCUCCCUUCUUCCGCGGUACCGGCUCGCGUGUCAACCCUUAACGCCAAAUCAUCAAGGUCCACCCUUUCUCGAAGUGAAUCACAGCAAACCUUGUCAAAGCCGAAAGCCUCCUCUCUCGCCUCUACUGAUCUGCAUAAAACCAGCAUCCUCGACUUGUCGUCGUCGGAUGAUGAGCAGCCACAGCUCCCGGCACAAAGUAGAGAAUCUGUAAAAGCUCCCUUGCCACUGCUGCGCGACAGCAUAGCUGUUGAAUCAUUGGCAGAGUCAGAAAUCGAGAUUGGGACUGCCAAAGCAGUGAGUACGAAACACAAUGCAUCGGUGAAGGCAACGCCCAGUUUGCGGCGUGUUUAUGGCACUCAUCCUCGGCGUCCGUCAUCAUCAAUGUCGAAAACAUCCCACACGCGGCGGAACCAUCGGUCUACGUAUCUCAGCGAUAUAUCCUCAAAUCCUCCUCCUGAAGAUGACGACCUGCUCACUUCAUUUCCUGCCACCCCAUCAGACCAAGCAUCUUCGCACCGACCAUCUUUCCACGAAUCUUGUUUGUCCGACACUGCCAGCAUAGAGAGCAGGAGACUCAUGAGCGUCACCCGACAGGAAGAAUCUCUGUUGGCUGCAAUCCGUUCAAGAAAAGCAGCACUUGGUCAGUCAUCAGGCGGCGCAACGGACCGUCGGAUACAGCUUUUGAGAGACGUGGAGAAAAAGUCCACAAUGCAACAACGCCCGCCGCGGACCUCCGCGGCAGUGGAGGUCCAGUUGGCCUUUCAGGGGCGGACGCACAAACAGGCACAAUCUUUAAGUUCCGAUGCAAACUUCGAUCAGGCUUCUUGCACCACUUUCCAGACAGGAUUAUCCACCGAGCCCAGUGGACGAUAUUCACUCGCCAGCUUUCGCACUGGCACUUCUAUCGAGCCGGAGACAGAAAUAUCGUCCUCUCUAGCUACGUUUUCACCUGGGCUACUUGCGCCGUCGAAUAGGGGUGCCAAUAGAAUGAGCCGUUCGACUUUCUUUUCGACGUCAACCAACAGCUCGAGGGACAACUCGCGCAACCGACGGGAGAGCCACUACCUCGCCACAUUGGAGAAGCUGCAGGCGGCGCCAAAAAGAGAAGAGGUCUCUUCUCAAGACUUCAUUGAUUUUCCUUAUAAUGGAUGGAUGAAACUUGCGGCGACGGCGCAUUGA